Molecule: messenger RNA, 1029 nt
Organism: Stylophora pistillata
Lineage: Eukaryota; Metazoa; Cnidaria; Anthozoa; Scleractinia; Pocilloporidae
Source: RefSeq, a predicted model, not a curated record
AUGCCACCUGAGACAAUUAAGGUGGGUGGGGAAACGUCAGAGGAGGUUCUUUUGGACCUAUACAACAGGAUAUGGAGCGAGGAGAAGAUACUAGAGGAGUGGAAGAAGGAUCUACUAAUCAAACUGCCUAAGAAAGGUGAUCUGAGCUACUGUAAAAACUGGCGUAUUUUGCUGAACAUGGCAAGUAAGAUGUUUUGCAGAGCGAUCCUGGAGCGCAUCAAGAUCGCGCUGGAUGAAAAGCUGAAGGAGGAACAGGCGGGCUUCCGAGCCCGCCGAAGCUGUACGGAUCAAAUAGCAACGCUGCAGAUUAUUGUGGAGCAAAGCAUCGAGUGGCAGUCCUCCUUGUAUAUCAACUUUAUAGAUUUCGAAAAGGCCUUCAAUAGUGGUACACAAUGGACAGAGGAUCCAACCAUCGGAUAUGAGGACGGGGUGAGACAAGGCUGCCUGCUAUCUCCCCUGCUGUUUCUGGCCGCUUUGGGUUGGGUGACGAGGACAGCCUUUGACAGGGAGAGAGGUAUUCAGUGGACCUUUACGACAUCCUCAGAAGACCUUGACGUUGCCGAUGAUCUGGCCCUACUGUCGCACAGAAUACAGGAUAUGAGGGAGAAGACACGAGCCUUGGAAAUACAAGGUGCUAAGGUAGACCUGAAGAUCAAUGCCAUCAAGACAAAGUUAAUACGUAUCGGUACAAAACGUGGCAAUGCUCCAACAACCAAGACCGUGCUGAGAGUCUUUGGGUCAAAUCUGAAGGUGGUGCUCUUGUAUGGUUCUGAAACUUGGAGGCUGACUAAGAGUUUGGAGCAGAAGUUGGAAGUGUUCAUCAAUAAGAGCUUGAGGAACAUCCUGGGAAUUUGGUGGCCUAGAAAAAUCAGGAACAAAGAACUUUGGAGACAAACAGGGCAGCGUCCGUUAGAGCAAGAGAUAAGACAAAGAGCUUGGGGCUGGAUCAGCCGCACGUUGAGGAGACCAGAUGGAUAUGUAGUCAAGAAGGCACUAGAGUGGAACCCACAGGGGAAACGAAAGAGCUGA